ACAAGGGUUCUCGAAUUAGCAAUGGAAUCCUCACAAAACUAACUCAAUGAUUUGAUUCAUGAGACAACUCAAAGAACUCGAAACUCACGUAGGAGUAAUUUUUAUUCACCUCAACUCUUCUGUUUUUGCAACGCAAACUAGAAGGUUUUUAAAGGCAAAUAAACCUAAUAAAAUCCUAAUAUAGCUAUUCAACAAUUAAGGUAAAAUUCUACACUAAAAAGUACACAAAAAUUCGGGUUUAAACUACCUUUCUUGAAGCACAAGCAAGCUGCCAGCAAACAGUCAAAAGGAAGCUUUCGUACUACCUUCGCGCCUUUUGUUCGAGGCAUUCCAGAGCUCCAAUUCUUCAUCCAGUUCCUUCCCUUUGUUCAAAAACAUACCUAGUUUCAUGUUGAGGAAGCCUUUUGACUUGAAUCCCAUCCAUGCGCCUUGAAUUGAGCUCCAAAGUAGGCUUCAAAAAACAGUUUUCUUCCUUCGCUAUUUUCUGGCAGUUUUUCAGUUUUGAGGUAGCAACUUUGAGGCCUUGGAAAACAACCUUAAUGACAUCAUCUGGAUCCACAAAGCAUACCAUUGGAAAGAGGGACACUUUAUCUGCAAAAGAAACCCUUAAAAUUGAAUUUGCACCAAGCCAAUUGAGAGAACCAUGCCUCCAAAGUAUGUACCCUGAACACUGAUUUUGACUUGGCCAAAUUUUGUCCUUCUUCUUCCCAACUUCGAUAGCUUCUUCGUCAAGUAAUUUAAACGUGUAGAGCUGGCUAAUUGGGACCAUAUCAGGUUCGCCCUCUUCAAAAAGCUUUGGCCAUUAAGCUUGAAGCUUCCUUUUGUCAAAAUCGUCACAAAAUUCCUCACAAAUCGAGUCACGAAAUAGGUACCUCGAACUUGCAAUGUCGAACUUAAAAUCUUCAUUAACUGGCGAAUCGGAUGCUGUUUUCCACGAUUCAAGUUCCAUUAUGUUCGUGGUACUACAACGGACCUUUUCCACGCAAUAAAGCUGCUCAGUAGAACUCUGAACUUGUUGCGCACAAUUUCCUGUUUUCGGCGCCGGCAAGAACUCCGGCGAGAGCUUCAAAUUUUGGAAUUUUCUUUUGAUGCUUGAUCGCUCCAAUUCACCACACGUAAUCGACUUGCCCGCAUCCCAGUAAUCGAUCCCAACCAUUCCCAACCUUCGAAUAAGCCUGACGGGUUCCCAAUUAACGUUCAAAUGUUUCCCACCAUUGGGAAAGUUCAAAUUCCGAGUUUCCGGCGAAGAAAACCCAGAAAUCGGCGACUCAAUUCCAGAAUCCGGCGACCCCAAAAUUAAAUUGGGGGGUUUUUUUAUUCCGGCUUCUCCACGACAAAUUGUCUAGUCCCAAACCUUCCUUGGACCUUCCCAAAUGUGUCUACAGCCUCCAAAGGUUUUGAUUCACUACCAAUCGCUCCAUUCGAAUCUUUCUUUUCUUCUUCAAAAUUUUGGCCAAAAAUUGUCGAAUUGGGCGUUUGGACCUCACGCAUCGUUAGGAUGAAUUGGUGACUCCUACAGGUUCGUACAAUACUUUCCUUCAAUUCUUCACUUUUGGCUUGCUUCAAUUCAUGCCCAGCUGCUCCAACCAUUAAGCUCGAUUUUUGGUCCUCUCUGCUCGUUUUCAGGGGUACUUGGCUCGAUCUUGAUCCGACAAAUUAGGUGUAUUCGACUCCAAUAGGCUUGUGGAUGAGCUUCUCAAUAUAGAAUCGAUCAUGUCGGGAGUAGUGGUUGAGUUCGGAUCUCCUUCCAGUGUUCCACCCCAUUGUCUCUCUCUCUUACUCUGCUCCAUUGUCACCGGCGAACAGAGUUUCGCUGCACUCGUCACCAGGCCGAUUUGCGCGUCGGUGGUUGGCUCCAAGCCAUAUCCUAGCUCUCUCAUUCCUCCUUCAACGUCUACGAACACAUCUCUGGCCUCGGAGAGCUCUUCCCUUACUUCCUCCUUCGACGUCUACGGACACUACUAGCGUCGGCGCUCUGUUUUCCCGGCGAAAAACAGGGGUCUUCAGCUUCAGCCUUCGUUUUUGCUGACUUGAUUCUCCACGUCAACGGCGUCGUCAACAAAGCCUUCCUGUACUCUUCCUGUAGACGUUGCAGCACCUUCAAGUCAUCCAAAGCUUCUUCUGCAGCCAAAGGCUUUAAAAUAAAUGCCUUGCUUUGAUGCUUCAAUCGAAAUUGCUUGCUUCUUCUGCUAACCAGCCGAACUUGUCAAUCAUGAAACCAAGUAUGUCCCAAAAUAAUACUACUGAGUAGAUUGUAGACCACAUCACACAAAAUCUGAUCUUCAUAAUGGCCAAUCGAGAAUUUCACAUUCACCUGAGAUACUACGAUGUCGAAUAUAUUUUCGUAUGGUGAUUCGAAAACAUAGGGCUUCGGAAGCAUCUAUGUUUGCAUCCCUAGCUUGCUCACAACUCUAGAGGAAAUCAAAUUCCUCUCCCUGCCUCCAUCCACGAGAACUAUCACAGCUGCUCAUCGAUUAAGCAACACGUGAAGAUCAUGGAAUUUGCUAACUCUGCUGCCGCCUGUAACACCCCAACAUUUGGGUCUGGGUUCGACCAAACGAUUGUAUCAACAGCAGCAACAACAACAUUUGCUCAUCAAAGGUAAUAAUCAUCAUUCUCCCCACUCACUCUCACCAGCGGUAGGAAAGAGGAAGAAAGGAAGAAAAGAAAAAAAAAAGAUGUGGACUGGGCUUGCGGCCCGGAGAAGAAAAGGAAGGGCGGGCUUGGCCUGCUGGCCUAGAAGGAAGAAGGGGAAAGAAGAAGGGCUUUGGCCCGAAGGAAAGAAAGAAGGAAAGGAAGAAAGGGAGAAGAUUUGGCCCGGCGGCCAGGGGGAAAGAGGAGGAAAGGAAUGGGCUCGGUUUUGGCCCAAGAUGAGAAAGAGAAGGAAUAGAUGGGCUGGAGCCCGAAAGAAAGAAAGAAGCGAAGGAGGAGGGUGGGAUUGAGGCCCGAGUGCAAGGAAGGAAAGAGGAAUCGUCUUCCUCUGGAAAGCUCGACUAGGAGAGUGGAAACAGGGUGAAAUAAAGACAGAGGAACGACAGGUUGCGGGGAGGAAGGUAAGGCAAUCGAUCAGGCCUCUCGGCGAUAACGGGCGUAGGUUUUGGUAACGAAAAUGGCGAUUUCAGAUUUUAAUUGGGACUUAAUGGCUGAUGUAUUUAGGGUCGUUAGCUGAUCGGGAUUGGGUUACAAUGAUGAGAGGGCAGGAGAAAUCGAAAACCGAAGAAGAAGAGGUGAGCAGCGAGCAUCUGUCCCUGGAAAGGCUAGAUGGAGCCGGCACCAAGAGGAAGAGGAGCGAGGUGGAUCCGAACGAGGGUAGUGGCUCGGGGACGCAAGAAGAGGCCCGGAAGCUUGACGACGGUGAGAAGCUUUGCUGUGGACUCCAACAUUGGCGGGGUGAAGGAUAGCACGGAACCGUCGAUGAGGCCAAACGCUUACCUACCCAAACGACGUGGAAUCUUGGAAAUCCGGCAUUUCCCUCCGAACUGUGGUCGGAGAGGGGAAGCCGAAGGUGGGAUUGACGGUGGCGUGGGUUUCUCGCGGAGGGUGGCCGUUGACGAGGCGAUGUUCGAGGAAGAAGAAGAGGAACCUGAGGAGUCGGUCGUGGAUGGGUUUGAGGAGGAGGAGGAAGGAGGCGAUGACGGUGGCCGGAGCUGGGGCGGCAACGAGAAAACCGUGAGGAGCGACGACGAGGUAAGACGCUCCUCCAAUUUUGGAGUUCAAUGGCAUUGAGUUGGAAAUUUGAUGAAUAGUCAAGGACGUGUAUGUCUUUUUGGAAUUGGGGGAGAUUUGGUAAAAAUUAGGAAGUUUAGGCGCCGUAAGUUAAUUGACCAGGCUUGGGGUGAAUUCGGAAUUGGUAAAUAUUUGGGUACCGGAUUGAAAUAAGCCGUUUGGACUGAAGUGUUUAAAUCAGAAAGUGAAAAUUGGUAUGAAGGACUGAAUUGAGCAAUUGUGUAAAUUUGGGGCCCAAUUGUAAAACCUGGGAAUUUCGAGUACCAUUUGGUAAUUUGUCGUUUUGGGGCAAAAAGGUAAUUUUCCAGAAUUUUAUGAGGAAUCUUAGGAGAGGUUAAAUGGAGGAAAUUGGGAUUGAAAUUAACCAAAUUGAAGGUCGUUUGGUUAGUUAUGCUUAGAGAUAAGUGAGUUAAGUUUUGCCUAAUUAUCUAAUAGGAGGAAAUGCAAAAGGAAGCGAAGCACGAGGAGUUGGAGCAUGGAGUUUCGGAGGAUGACGUGGGGCAACCGUCGAUUAAGAAGAGUUGUCUUUUCGAGGUGAGUGUAAAGAGGGUAAAAUCUCCGUCGAGGUCUUUUAGUUUAUGCCUUUUUAAUUCAGUUAUGUUAUUUAAUUUUCAAGUAAGCGCGAUUAUGUGUGUGAGACAUCCCACCGCCUACUUAAGGUGGAGGCACGCGUUGUGCUAUGUAUGUGUGUGUUUAUGAUGUAUGGAUGAUGAUAAUGGAACCCCCGGGCGGUUGGGCCACUACUGGACGCGGUAGAUGGUCGGGUCACUACUGGACGGCGAUACGUAACGCAGUACCAUUGCCUUGAGGAUAGGGACACCGGACGGCGAUACGUAACGUGGUGAUUCCCUAGUAAUAAGUAUAUAAGUUAAGGUAGUAGUAGAGAACUUCUACGGUUUAAGGUUAAAAUUUGAGAACCUCUAUGUGUUAAAGUUGAAAUGAGUUGUUAAGGACGAAAGUGAGAACGACUUUCAUCUAAGGAAAGGAAACACUAAUAACGUGUUUUAGUAAGGAGAUUUCUAAGGGCAGAGACCUUAGGAAGUAACGACGAGACUGACCCCUUCUCACUCACCAGGUUGAGGUUGGGUUAGCUGAAGUGGAUCCCGAGGAGAAGUAAGAUGAGGCGAGCGGUCGUGCCAGUACUCGUGAGAUGUCAAGGAGCUGGGUGAAGAGUUAGAAUUAAAAUUUGGAAGUUAUUUUAUUAUUAUGAUUAUGAGUAUAUGUAUUGGAGAUUCCAGGUUCAAGUUUCUGUGUUAAGUCGUUUUGAGUGUUUGAGUUUGAGAUUUUGCCCAAGUGUUGGGGCUUUUCGCUUAAAGUUCUUAAAUAAUGUCAGUUGUUUAUUUCAAAAUGUGGUUUGGGUUGCUCCGGAGUAACCGGUUUUUGGGUUUGAGUUGUGAUUUGAUUUUCGAAAAAGGUCGGGACGUUACAUUUUGGUAUCAGAGCCGGCACUCCUCUGUUUCUUGGUCUCCAAGGAAUACUGGAGGGACGAUCUGAGUUUUUCUAGGUUUCAUUUUUUAAAGGAAAGGAAAAAAGAUGUCUGGUUUAUUGUUUGGCCAAGCGAGCCAAGGGUCUUUUAAGGAUUUUUGGAAUCUCCAGUAUACUCUAAUCAUGAUUAGGGAAAUAACUCUAGGAGAUCUGACGAGGUGAUGAUAGGUCUCGGGAAGGAGAAACAACAAAUUCCUAAGGACGAGGUUCCAGGCAGCUCAUAUCCUUCUGGGAUGUGAGCUGAUCAGAACAAGGUUCAAAGUAUCCAGUUCGUCGACAUACAGUAGCCAAGGGGUUACGGCAAAUGACGACCAUCAUCUAGAGGAAAGGAUGCAAGGAAGGUCUGUGAGUUCACGAGGAUUGAACGUAGGGUUACGACCCAAGGAAUAGUGGAAAGUUAGACUUUCAGUAAUGCUAGGGGGCACACAAGAAAAGCAAAGGAGGAUC
Molecule: messenger RNA, 5658 nt
Organism: Linum trigynum
Lineage: Eukaryota; Viridiplantae; Streptophyta; Magnoliopsida; Malpighiales; Linaceae
Source: the annotation of a GenBank genome assembly